This is a messenger RNA of Guyanagaster necrorhizus, 590 nucleotides long. Its product is annotated as mitochondrial 54S ribosomal protein YmL31. Gene Ontology annotation, molecular function: structural constituent of ribosome. The record is from RefSeq and is a predicted model, not a curated record. The transcript is spliced from 4 exons. The coding region runs from base 22 to 339 and encodes 105 amino acids. Gene Ontology annotation, cellular component: mitochondrial large ribosomal subunit. NCBI's taxonomy places the organism in Eukaryota, Fungi, Basidiomycota, Agaricomycetes, Agaricales, Physalacriaceae.
CCUCUCUCUCUUCAAACGUCGAUGUUUGGCGCCUUUCGAGCGACCCAGGUUAACCUUGGUGGCCUCCUCUGGAAGAUUCCGUGGAGAUUAUCAUCCACCAGAAAAGCAAAUGCUCGAGCAAGACUAAAGAAAGUUGACGCGGUUAUUGAAGCCGUAAGGGCUAGCGGGGUUGAGUGCAGUGCACUUGACCAGGCGCUGGAGCUUCCGAAAGAACAUGAAAUGCCUGCACGCGACAAAUACACCAUCUUCUCUCCUCAUGCCAAAGGGUAUAGAAAGGGUAUACAUAAGGUGCCCAAAUGGACAAGAAUGACCCUUCGAACGAAUCCCAAGGGAUUCUAGCCUAUUAUUCGCAGCUGUACUGUAUACAAAAGAUACAUCAUGACAAGAAACACUAAUACGGGGUGCUUCUCAAAACAGUAUCACCUGUAUCUUACCCGCUUUCAUUUGUUUGAUGACCUGUGGACAUCCUAGAACCGUCCUCAUGCACUCAUCCCGUGUUUCCGGUAUGUCCAGCAAGCUUCGCUUCUUGGCGUCCCGAAAGGUGACGUCCAAUAUGAUGUGGGAGAGCGCGGACACUGUCAAUGCAUCUG